CACAGUUGGCUGAGUUGAAGAGCAUGGUGGAAAAGCUAUGUAACUCAAAUAUAACUUCAACAAAAGCACUGUAUGAAGGUCUAACAGAGAAUAGAAAUCAAGUGAGACUGAAUGCUGAGGCGAGAGCACAAGAUAAAAAGGAAGUACUGGAGCUGUUGAGUGCCCUGGAUAAAAAGCACAACGAGAAAAUUGGAGAAGUAAUGAGAACCUUCGAUAAUUAUCGCAAUACUGUCGAAUCAUCAAUCAAGCACAAGGGGCCAAGGUGUUUUGUGCGUCAGGCAUAUGGACACAAGGGACCAGACUGUCCCAAUAAAGGGAAAGGAUACUUGUGCUACAAGUGCAACCAGUUUGGGAAUCACAAGGCGAGAGAUUGCCCAAACAGAACUCACAAUGACUAUGCACCAAGUGGUUCAGGAUACUCUAAGCAGACUCCAAGGAAAUAACUAAAUUAGCGAGACCUUUUAGAGAGAUGAAAUUGGCGAGACCUUUCUUGGAGAGAUAAUACCGGCGAGAUGGAAAAACUAAUGAGAUUAAACUGACGAAAUUACCUGGCGAGAAUACUCAGGCGAGAUGAAGUUACCAAAUAAGAAACUUUGUGAUAAACGAGAACAAAUUAUUAGGAGGGAAAAAGACUGGAGAGGAAUCAAGGAUACUGUCUAUGGCGGGAGGGAGUGUUGAAAGUGGCGCCCUACGCCAG
Molecule: messenger RNA, 697 nt
Organism: Diachasma alloeum
Lineage: Eukaryota; Metazoa; Arthropoda; Insecta; Hymenoptera; Braconidae
Exons: 3
Coding region: 24-443 (139 amino acids)
Molecular function (GO): zinc ion binding; nucleic acid binding
Source: RefSeq, a predicted model, not a curated record